Molecule: messenger RNA, 1858 nt
Organism: Pelmatolapia mariae (spotted tilapia)
Lineage: Eukaryota; Metazoa; Chordata; Actinopteri; Cichliformes; Cichlidae
Product: RLA class II histocompatibility antigen, DP alpha-1 chain-like
Exons: 4
Coding region: 50-808 (252 amino acids)
Biological process (GO): antigen processing and presentation; immune response
Cellular component (GO): membrane; MHC class II protein complex
Source: RefSeq, a predicted model, not a curated record
CUGAGCUUCAGCUUGCACUUCGUGUUGUUCCUGAGUACAAAGUGAACGUAUGGACUCCUCUCUGAUGUUACUGGCUUUGACUUCCUGUGUGUUCACAGCUCAUGCAGCUGUUCACGAAGAAACGCUGUUCUACAGCUGCUCCGAGUCUGGUGACGGUCUGGUACAGCUGCACUGGGACGGAGACCAGAUCACGUAUGCUGACUUUAAGAAACAGCAUGCAGUUUGGACAGCCCCCUUGCUAAAAGAUCUGGGGACAGCCAUACUUUCUUGGUUUUUCCCUCUAGCUUUAGACAGCAGGACUAGAUGUGAAUUCUAUCUUGACAGAGCUGUGCGUCUGGACAACAGUUCAAUGACAUUGAAAGCCCCAGCAGUGGUCAUCUAUCCCAUGGACGAGGCAGAGACGGGAAAGAACAACACCAUUUACUGUCACAUCAGGCACUUCUACCCCCCCUCCAACAAUGUCACAUGGACCAGAAAUGGCAUUCGGGUGACAGAGGGUGUGAAUCUGAGCAACCCGUAUCCUCAGACGGAUGGGACCUUCAAUCAGCUGGCCAGCUUCUCUUUCCAACCACAGUCUGAUGAUGUGGUGGAGUGCAGUGUGCAGCAUCAAGCCCUGAGCCGCCCGCUCAUCACUACAUGGACACCGCCCAUGAAGCCUGCUAGAUCUGCAGCGGCAUGGGUGUGUCUUUCUUUAGGACUCCUGUGCAUCGCUGCAGGAGUCAUCAUCUUCAUCAUCUCUGCGAAAGAGUCCCUCCGACAUAAGCUAUCUGACUUCUGGCGGGCUGCGUACCAGAGGGCUGCUGGAUGAGCCUUCAGAAUACAAAGAUGUUAUUUUAACAUAAUUCAGUGAAAAGUAUUUUAUUUUGUAUCCUCCUGAGAACCAGUCGAUUCAUUUAUGUCUGUUAAUCUUUGCUUUCUUUGUCUCAUUACCUAUGAUUCACUUCAGAUGUGUCCCCCUGUCAGUGUCCUGUCUGUCUCCUGUUGUGUUGUCCUUCAUGCUGUGUGUUACUUCAUUGUCUGUCUCUAAGUCAAGUUAGGUUUCAUUUGUUGGAUGAUUUUGCUUCUGCCUUGUAUUAUGUUCAUGGGCAGUAACCUGUAAAGUAACGAGUAAAGUAAGGGAUUACUAUUGUAAAAAGUAAUUAGAUUACUGUUGCUUUCCCGUAAGCACGCUGCGAUACUGCAUUACUAAACCGUGAUGUUGUUUGUGAAAGUGUCACAUGACAGUGAUGUAAGAGAGUGCGACGUCUGUGGCAGCAACAGACGUGUGCAGAUAAACAGUGGAUAACAUGGCGUGUGGGAGAGAGUACGACCAUGCAGCGUUUAAUGUGUGGAAGUACUCACAUUACUUUGAGUUUGAUUUGGUAAAAAGUGACAAAAACAUUAGCGUCUGCUGUUCACUCUGUGUGGGAAGAAAACUUGUUUUUACAGCGAAAAAUUAAACUUAAAUCUGAGCGAGCAGAUGGUGGUUUGAAUUCUUGUGCCAUGGUUUCCUUCGUCUUUCAUCCUGUUAUGUUUUCCACGUCUCCCCGGCGUGUCAUGCCUGUGCACUCCUUCGUUUUCCUCAAUGCUCUCUCUUCCCCUCCAGUCUGCGUCUCUGUGCAUUUCCUGUUUUAUUGUGAAGAUCCGUGUCUCAUGUGAGUGUGUUCUCUUUUGUUUCCUUGUCUUGUCUCCCAGUCAGUCCCAGUGUGUCACUUCGUGUUCGUUGGUUUGUCUGUGUUCUUUCCCUGCAUAACUCCGUGUUAUCUCCCCGUGUCUCCCUGCGUCACCGUUUCUGGUUUCAAGUCCAUGUUUUGUUGGUUUUUCCCAGUAUAGGUUCCUUUGCUUCUGUUCUUGCCCGAUACAGUCCUGUUUAUUUCUU